AUGGAACACCUAUUCAUCCAUCUCGAUGAUAGAACGGUUGCGUCCAAAAUUGCAGAAGCCCUAAACUCAGAGAUCCUGUUGGAAGAAGAGCUGAACAGGAAGACGUCCCUCAUUCCGCCCGUUGAACCAUACACUGAAUGGAGAGGAUUUGAUCAUGAUCAGCUCGAUGAUGACGAGCGAACAAUUCAAGGCGAGCUUGCGGAAUAUCCAACUGCACGCGGCUGGACGAUUGAUCGGGCCUGGCUGGAGGGAGACCUGCGAGAGGCACAUCCGGACUUCCGAGACAGCGACCUCGGUCCGGCGGAUGUGGCCAAGAGGGUUGCCGCAAUGGUCCAAAGUUGGUUGUACUUUGGGCUACUGGAGGCAUUCCUUGAGAAAGGCGUUCAUACAUCGUACUUCCUGCGUUGCGGCGACGGUGGUACUCGAUACAUCCAUUCCGGAUACCUUGGAUUCGCUCUCUAUGCCUGGAAGAUCUCAGCCAGCCAUGUCGACGCAACUAAAUUGCUGGACAGCAGCUGGGAUAGCUUGAGAGUUGUGACCUCCGUCGUUCAGUUGCUCUAUCUCUACACCGACCCUGAUACUGCCCGAGGACGUCGUACAGAACAAGACUUUCCCGGCUUUACAGAGUCUGUCGCGGAAAUUGUGCCGUCUAUUCUUCGACUGGUUGAUGCCAUCUCAUACGCAAGAGAUCUCAUUGCAUCAAACACUGGAAGCCGCAUUUAUGUCCUUCAGGGACCCUCGCACAUGACAGCUGCGCGUGAUUCCCGACUUCUACUCCGGGGCUGGUGUCCGUUCCUUCUCCGAUUCUGUCGGGACGGCCUGCCAGAUUCGGUGCUGGAUUGGCUUGACGGAACGCAAAGAUCUAGUGUCAUUGGAGGACACGAAAAUUGCACCUACGCUGAGUGCGCUCGAAAUGACAUCGACCCAGAAACCUACAGCACACUUCAUACAGAGCAGGGCUGCUCUUGUUCGCUCGUUCGACCAGACUCAACAAAGGUGCUUUCGAUUAUCGACCAUGGGAUGAUCCCUCUUGUUCGACUCGGACCUGACUCGGCCAUUGAGGUUGCACACCACGAUCCACGUACUGUGGGAAACUAUGUGGCAAUAUCCCAUGUUUGGGUUGACGGGCUGGGAAGCGUAACAGAAAAAGGUCUACCUGCAUGUCAGGUCGGAAAACUUGCCGCAACAGUCGAUUCUGCAUCUGGAUCGACAAACACGCCUUUCUGGAUAGACUCCCUAUGCAUCCCAGAGGCCAACAAACAAAGAAAAGCCUCCAUUGCUCUUUUGAGGGAUGUAUAUCAGCAAGCAGCCAGCGUUCUGGUCAUCGACAAGACUAUCACCACGUGUCCCCUAGGAAAUGGUGCUCUACCAGAAGACUUCCUGUGGGCAAUUGUCUCCUCUGCCUGGGCACAACGAUUGUGGACCUACCAGGAGAGCUACCUUGCCCGCCAGGUGCAGUUCUGCAUGACCGAUAGUACCAUCAUAACCUGGGACCAGAAGCUUCCUCCAUCUCGCAGCAUCUCUACCCUAACGGUCAUACACACGUCCCUGGAUCAGCACCUACGACGUCUCCGACCGCCCAUCGAACAGCGUAGAGAAAAGAUAGCGCAGAGGAAAACAAACAUUGGUGAAGUGGCUACAGCCAUCAACUGGCGGUCGACCAGCAGGGUUUCCGACGAAACCCUCGCCGUUGCUGCUCUCCUCCUCCUGGAUACGAGGAAACUCGUCGACAUUCCAUCAGAUCGCCCCGCAGAACGGAUGAAGCAGCUGUACCUGCUUGCCAAGAACCUGCCGCAUGACAUCAUCUUCUUCUUUGGACCUACAAUGCCUUCGUCCCCGUUCCGCUGGGCCCCGACCUCCUUGAUGGCACGGUCGCCUGUCAACCUCGACAUGGCCGACCAGGGACAUUCUGCCAUUUGCACCGAAAACGGACUGCAUGGGCGAUACUUUGCGCUUUUCGUCGACUCGACCUUAAGGGGACGCCCAAACAGCGACCUUGGAAACCUCUACGUGUGUAUUGUGGCAGGUGACGAUGGUAUAUGCGGAAUCAACUGGUUUACAUUUCCCUGGCAGAGCUCACUGGAGGUGGAGUAUGAUACCCUCAUCAUUCGCGAGGUUGAUGGAGCCUACCUGAAGCCAGAGAUUGGCAAUGUGGUGGAAGCCGUUGCUGUACGAAGGAAGGCUCAAUCUCCGGACGGCCUCGUGUGUGACUGGGCGGGCAGAGUCACGCUUUUGAAGUACGAGACGGGUGACUCGGAGGCCCCUUCGCCGGAGGAGUACCCGAACCUUCCGACUGCGAGAUGGGAGGAGAAGGCUUUCAUUAUCACGUAG
Diplodia corticola is the source of this 2331-nucleotide messenger RNA. Its product is annotated as het domain protein. Lineage: Eukaryota; Fungi; Ascomycota; Dothideomycetes; Botryosphaeriales; Botryosphaeriaceae. The record is from RefSeq and is a predicted model, not a curated record. The coding region runs from base 1 to 2331 and encodes 776 amino acids. The transcript has a single exon.